Molecule: messenger RNA, 998 nt
Organism: Notothenia coriiceps (black rockcod)
Lineage: Eukaryota; Metazoa; Chordata; Actinopteri; Perciformes; Nototheniidae
Gene: prrt2
Product: proline-rich transmembrane protein 2
Exons: 4
Coding region: 90-809 (239 amino acids)
Cellular component (GO): membrane
Source: RefSeq, a predicted model, not a curated record
GCAGAUGGGGUGUGUUGCACCUUCUGUUUACAAAAAUGCUUAAACCCAUGUUCUGACCCCUAGGUGAACUACUGGCAGCAAACACAGAAAUGGACCACAAACAAGAGGCUUCACUCUCUGACAGCAUGGCUGUGAACAUGACGCCAGCUCCUGCCAUUUGGGCCGGGGAGGAUCAGCCGUCGCUGCUGGACCAGGAGGACUCGGUGUCGAGCCAAACCCCCGUCUCUGUGCCAUGUCCGGGGGUCAGAGCUGAGCCUCUCAUCCUCAGCAGCAGCAGCAGCAGCCCGGUCAUCACGAGGCCCCCCCGCAGCAAGUCCAAAGGCGAGCUGGUCAUUGUCAUCAACGAGAAGCUGAAGAACAGUAACGGGAUCCACUCGGCGCCCGCAGAGAGCCCCUCUCCGGUCAUCUGCUCUCCUCCCAGAAGACAACACUCCAUCUCCUACCCCCACCCCCACCACAACAAGACGAGGAAGGGCAGCAGGGCGAGCUCCGUCGGCUACACCGCUUUCUCUCCUAGGCCGUCCAUCUCCCGCCACUCCAGCAUCGCCACCAACCCUCCGCUGGACCGCACCAAGGUCAAAGACUACCUCUUCCUGUCCGUGCUGGCCUGCUUCUGCCCCGUGUGGCCCAUCAACAUUGUUGGAUUUGUCUACUCUGUCAUGUCCAAGAACAGCCUCGAGCAGGGAAACCUGGACGGCGCUGUGCGUUUGGGACGAGUGGCCAAGAUGCUCUCCAUAGUGUCUCUAGUUGGAGGGACGCUCAUUAUCAUCGCUUGCAUCGUCAACCUGGCCAUAAAUGUGAAAACCUGAGUUUCAUCCCAGGAUGAAACUGGAUAAGGCAACUGACCGUCCGGCCCGCACCUGUACCACCGUCUUUACCGCCUAGUCAUUACCUGGAUGUGUGACAAAUAUGCACCCGAUAUACAGUGCGUACUUGUAUUUCUGUAAUCUAUAUAAAUCCCUUUUUGCUAAUGGAAGAAAAUAAAAUAUGCAAAUGCA